Molecule: messenger RNA, 1632 nt
Organism: Corvus hawaiiensis (hawaiian crow)
Lineage: Eukaryota; Metazoa; Chordata; Aves; Passeriformes; Corvidae
Product: inositol 1,4,5-trisphosphate receptor-interacting protein-like 1
Exons: 1
Coding region: 1-1422 (473 amino acids)
Cellular component (GO): membrane
Source: RefSeq, a predicted model, not a curated record
AUGGUCUUACUACUCCUCUUCUGGCUUGUGCUACAGAUCUAUAAUUAUAUCAAUGUGUACCUGAAUGAGGACCUCAAUCAGCAGAGGACUCAGAUGCUGCAGGAGCUGGCCCACGGGACCAUGGAGCAGAGUGUCAGGUCCUGGGGAGCCGUGCUCUGGGCUGCCUUGCAGCAAUGGCUGUUCUGGGCUAUUGCUGGAAUCCUGGUGCUGCUCUUGGCACUCUGCUGGUGGCUCAGGAAAAGGAUCUGUGAGGUGGACAACAGCAGGGACUCAGAGAGUGAAGAAAGUGAGGAAGAAAAUCCUGCUGAGAUGAAUAUGAUCUGGAUCUUUUCAAGACGCUUCCAGCUGUCAGUGCCGAAGCUGGCCUCCAGGAGACGGGUGGUGCAGGAGCUGUUGAGUGACCUUCUCAAUGUCUCCCAUAGGCUCUUUUCAGACAGCUUCUUCCCGAUGCUGGAACCAGUCAUUGGGGUGGGCAGUGCCUGUGAAGGUUGGAGUCCCCAAAAGGAGGAGGAUGUUGUCUACUGCAUGUUUGUGCCCUUGAAGCCACCCCCUGGGUAUGCCUUCCACCUGGAACCAGACACCACGGGGGACAUGCCACAGACGAGCAUGCGUGUCCGUGUGGAGCUGGUGUGCACUUGCACCAGGGAACAGAACAUGCUGUGCUUUCUCCACCACUCUGAGGAGGAGCUGAAGAGAAAUCAGGUGGCCAGCCUUCUACACACCCUUUGCACUGGCCCUUACCUAGAUGUGGAGAAAAUUACCCUCUGGUUCCAGACAUUUGUGAUCUCAGCCUGGUCAGCGGUGCCUCAGUCCCGUCACUAUGAGGUGCAGGUGCUGCCCUCCAGCCGCUCCUGCAAGAUGAAGCUGACGAAAGCCUUUGGGAGAAGCCUUUUUGUGGAAACGAUAUUUAGUGUGCAGCAAGGUGACUCGGACAUCUUCCUGAGUAGCCAGCCUACAGAGGCCCCACUCCCCCCAAGCACGACGUGGCUGGAGACCUAUGCUGUGGCAGAGGCAAAGUUUUUCAGGCAUGUUGCCAUGCAGGCCCCACCACACAGCUGCCACCUCAAAUGCCUGCGGCUCUGUGCUCGCCUUCUGGAGGGCUCAGGCUUUUCUAUCUAUGCCUUGAAGACCACGGUCAUGCACCUCCUGACCCUGAUUCCUCUAUCAGAAUGGCAGCAUGGGUAUCUCCUGCUGCGGGUGGACGAUAUCAUGCGCUACCUGCGCUGUUGCCUGGAGGAGAAAUGUCUCAAGCACUUCUUCUUUGGCAACGAGGACAUGCCUGAGGAGAUCUCCUUGCCCCCAGCCUUCCAAAAGGCACAGCCCCUAAACCUCUUUCAGCACCUGGCACAGGAUCCAGCUGCCCAGACCAAGGCAAUGCAGGAGUUUGAUGAGCUGAAUCAUCACCUCUACUUUGGGUUCUGAAUGAGACAACUGUAGAAUCAUAGAAUCGUAGAACUGUAGAAGUGUAGAAUGGUUAGGUUUCUAGGAAAACACUUCCAAUAUCAUUCUAACCAUACUUUGACCUGGGAGCUUUAGCUGAUGUAAAGUUUACAACAAAUGGUGUGUUUGAACAAACACUGUAUCUCUGAGCAUCCGUACAUCACCUUGGCAUGGAAUGCGGCUGCUCAGCUA